Anarrhichthys ocellatus (wolf-eel) is the source of this 1502-nucleotide messenger RNA. RefSeq names its product arylamine N-acetyltransferase 2-like. Bases 123 to 983 code for a protein of 286 amino acids. Gene Ontology annotation, molecular function: arylamine N-acetyltransferase activity. Lineage: Eukaryota; Metazoa; Chordata; Actinopteri; Perciformes; Anarhichadidae. The record is from RefSeq and is a predicted model, not a curated record. The transcript has a single exon.
CACCAGGAAGCAAUUAUAUUGUUACUGGAACCGUGGCCUCUACAGCCAGCUCACAGAGAAGUUGAGACUAAAAGUAUUAGUUGUCUGUAAUCCAUACACACAAAAAAACAAAAACAGCGAUCAUGUCUUCCGUUGAGAUGCACGUGGAGACAUAUUUGUCGCGCAUCGGGUUUGCCGGCCCAAUAGAGCCCAGCCUGGAGGUGCUGUGGUCGGUCCACACCAGUCACCUGAUGUCGGUUCCGUUUGAAAACCUCACAGUGCACAGCGGCGGACGGAUUCAACUAGACCCCCCUCUUCUGUACGAUAAGAUCGUGAAGCAGCGCCGCGGAGGUUUCUGCUGUGAGAAUAACGGGCUCUUCUGCUGGCUGCUGGCCGAACUGGGCUUCCAGGUGACGCUGCUCUCGGGUCAGGUGAAAGGCACCACUGGCCGCUACGGCCCACCUUUCGACCAUUUGGUCCUGAUGGUGAGCCUCGACGGGCACCGCUGGCUGUGCGACGUCGGGUUCGGCACCGCGGGCUUUAGUGUCCCCCUUUCGCUGGAGACCAGCGGCCCCCAGGAGCAGGGCCACCGCGUGUACCGCAUCAGGAGGGACACGGGGAUGUGCUUUCUGGAGUGGCAACGGGAGGAGAACAAAGGGUCAGAUGGAGACUGGACAGAUAUCUACAAGUUCAGCCUUGAACCUCGGCGUCUGGAGGACUUUGACGAGAUGUGCCGGUACCACCAGAGCUCCCCUUGCUCCAUCUUCUUCUGCAAGUCCCUCUGCACCGUUUUAAAACCGGGCGGGAGGCUCACCUACAUCGGCCGCAAGCUGAGCAGCACCACAUUUCUAUCGGAAGAAGCCGGGGGAGUGCUGGAAACCACAACCAGGGACCUUGAAGAUGAGGAGAUACCUGGUGUUCUAGCAGAGAUGUUUGGAGUUGUUCUAAAUUCUCCACUCAUACCAAAGGAUGAGACAAUCACACCACCGCCAGUCAUGUAUUGAUAACGCUUUACACCUCCAUAGGGCGAACGUAUGUGAGAAAUGUAUCUUCUCAUUGAGAUGAAUGCAACAUUUUUAAAAUAAAAGUUUGAAGAAUUAAAAAAAAAAAAAAACAUACAGCAUUUUACAACACUUGCAACAAAAAAGAUAAAUUGUCAGUCUGAUUUAAUAAAUUAUACAUACACUUUUAAGAUGUACAAUGGUCAUUGCAUUAAUCCAUAUCCGUCUUUCUUUUUUCUUUUUUUUUUUAAAGACAAAGUCUGCGUUCAAAGUAUUUACACAUGUACAAUUAUCAGGCAGCACUUUACAAAGCAAGGCAUGAAUGACAAUACAGAUGUUGAGCUUCAUAUCAAACCUCUGACCCCCUCACCCUCCUGCCCACACCGUUUGUGUGAGGAAUUACUCAGCUGUCCCAUGAUUAUAAUACAUUUUCCCCAUCCCACCGUUGAUGGGCAUGACAAGGAACACAAGAAAUUGAACGACAUUCAUCAAAAUCCACGGGAGAUUCAAAAGAAUAACGGU